UCGCUUUCAGCCUCCAGCAGGUGGCGCUAGUGAAACUCGAGCUAGGAGAAAGCUUUGUUGACGUAGGAUUCCACAGAAGAAGAAAGUGAUAGAAAUGGUGCGGAUAAAGUCGAGGCAUUUACUCUGCGAGAUCAAUGUGACAGACAGGAACUGCCUGCUGUUGCUGGAUGACCGGGCGGUUUUAGCCGCAGUGAAGGAUACGGUUCUCCGCAUGCAUGGGGACUACGGAGCAGCUCGCUGUAGCAUCGGUUUCUCAGUGAAAUAUCUGAAUGCUCACACUGGAAUCGUAUUCCUGCGUUUCCCCAAAAACUGCUACAAGCUACUUUGGUCUGCACUGCCUUUUAUUACCAGCAUUGAAUCAAGAGGGCAUAAAAUCUCCUGUUUUUUUAACUGUUUGCAUGUUGGAGGAACAAUAAGAACAUGUCAGAAGUUUCUGAUCCGAUACAACACCCAGCAGCUCCAUCGAAUGCUCCCGAAAUGUAAAAAUGAAGAGGAAAAACAAGAGAUUCGUCAAGCAAUUCUGAACUGCUCUCUGUUGAGAGGCAAAAAGGAAGCGUUUGAAGAAGCAUCAGAAAGUGAAGAGGAUGAGGAAGAGUAACUUCAUAACAGGCAGUUACUGGAAGCAGCUGCAUACACUAGUGUCUCGUCAAGAAUGCCCAUUUGUUAGGGUGUAAUUUUUGUUAUGGCACUGAUGGAGAGGAAAAUUUGAAUGAAUGCUUGCUCCCCUUUGUGGAAACAUAGCUCCCUCCUGCUGAUCAGUGUCUUAUUGACAAAGGUGAAUUGUCUAUAUGAAUUUCUUUAAGUAAGGGACACAAGAUGCUGUCAUACUAUCACUGGAUUUGCAGGAUGGACUGAUGGUCAACAUGAAUGUAUAUGUGUAUCUUGUAUGUGUGAAAUUCUAAUGAAUUUUGCAGAAGUACUGCAAACAUAUUUGAUACAUGUUAUUUUGUAUUUAUAAUGUUUUGUGCCUUUUUGUAUUUUUUUUUUCCAUAUAAAUUAAAGCAUUAUUUUGUAGUUGUCACUGUU
Messenger RNA from Sphaeramia orbicularis (orbiculate cardinalfish), 1026 nucleotides. RefSeq names its product POP5 homolog, ribonuclease P/MRP subunit (gene pop5). The record is from RefSeq and is a predicted model, not a curated record. Lineage: Eukaryota; Metazoa; Chordata; Actinopteri; Kurtiformes; Apogonidae. Gene Ontology annotation, molecular function: ribonuclease P RNA binding. Gene Ontology annotation, biological process: tRNA 5'-leader removal. The transcript is spliced from 5 exons. The coding region runs from base 95 to 598 and encodes 167 amino acids. Gene Ontology annotation, cellular component: ribonuclease P complex.